Molecule: messenger RNA, 802 nt
Organism: Didymella exigua CBS 183.55
Lineage: Eukaryota; Fungi; Ascomycota; Dothideomycetes; Pleosporales; Didymellaceae
Product: ubiquitin conjugating enzyme
Exons: 4
Coding region: 141-599 (152 amino acids)
Source: RefSeq, a predicted model, not a curated record
CCCGCCCCUCCCCCACCUCAGCAGGCGGUAGCUGCCGUUUACUCCACAAACAUAAGCCCAACAGCCACAACAGCGUACAGCAGUUGUCAACAUCCACUCCAAACUAUCAUUUCCGGACCACAUCUUUACACUAGUCUAUCAUGUUCGCAUCUAGGCGGCUAAGCAAGGAGCUUACAAAGAUGCAGGGUCAGCUUCCGCUUGGAAUAACUCUAGUCUCAGCGGACAAUUUCGAGACUUGGUUCGUCGACAUUCAGGUUAUCGAUCCAAAUCCCCUCUACGCAAAUGAGACGUACAGGCUCAAGUUCAUGUUCAGCCAGAACUACCCAAUCGAGCCGCCCGAAGUAGUCUUCGUCAAGGACGACGCGCACCCAAUACCGUGGCACCCGCACAUCUACACCAACGGCAUCAUCUGCCUCGACCUUCUCGACCGAUCCGGCUGGAGCCCUGUGCACAACGUGGAGAGCGUCUGCGUCAGUCUGCAGAGCAUGCUCACGAGCAACACGAAGAAGGAGCGGCCUCCAGGAGACGAUAACUUUGUCAGGUACAACAGGCAGAGGCCGAGGGAUCUCAACUUUGUCUUUCACGACAAUCAGGUCUGAAUCAGGUCUGAAGGUCUCCAUGACGGGGAAAAGCAAAUCAUAUGCAAGGCGUACGGUACAUUGGUUUGGUGAACGGCGUUCCUCAUUCAAGGUCUGAGGAUCAUUGCCUCGAAUCAAACGACCAUGGGGUUAUUUGGCAACAGGAGCUCGAACACCCAAGACUAUACCCAUCAAUGAACAAUUCAUCUUUACGAAUCUUGAAC